This is a messenger RNA of Dovyalis caffra, 1368 nucleotides long. The record is from the annotation of a GenBank genome assembly. Lineage: Eukaryota; Viridiplantae; Streptophyta; Magnoliopsida; Malpighiales; Salicaceae.
AUGGACCUUAGGUUGCUUUAUGGAGUUGCUUAUGGGCGUACAUGGUUUGGCAAAUGGGGUUACAAGUUCAGCCGUGGAAGCUUUGGGGUUACACAGCUGAAAUAUGAGAGAGCCAUUCAAAUCCUCAGCUCACUAGACCUGAGUAAGAUUAUUCAUGACUUUUUCAACACAAGGCAAGGCGAAAUGGUUAAAAGAAUCAUUAAUAUCUAUAGGGAUGCUAGUGAGACCAGGAUGAUCACCAUUAGUGAUUUGUUUCAAUUCAUGCUUGCUUUCAAGUCCACUCCUCUCAUCCGAAGGAAAAUAGCAUUGGCAUUGGCUAGAAUUUCAUCAAAAUCGUCAACACACACAACUGAACAGCCAGAAACUUGUUUAUUUAAGGAUCCAAACCACCAUAGUCCUUUUAUUGCUAAAUUCAAUGAGAGUAGAUGGCCUGCGAGAAGAUUGGAUGAUGUAGUCAGAGUGAUUCUUAAUACUUUGGAAGCAAAUGGAUCCAAAAUGCAUCGCCAAACCUUGCGCGAUGCUGUUAGACAACACAUUGGUGACACUGGUUUGAUUGAUUUUGUUAUAAAAAACAUCGAUAAGGUUAUGGUGGAAAAUCGAACCAUUCGUCGUGUGGUCGACCCGGUUACUAGAAAAUUAGUAAUUUCACUUCAAGAUGUUGCUCAAGAAGGGAAAAGUGAAAAGAAAAUGGAGUCCCACGCUGAUAUUCCAGAUCUAGAACCAGGAGUUGAUGUUAGCAAGGAUUUGCAGUUUUUGUGCGAUUAUGUUUUAUUGGGCUACCCUGAUUCUCAUUUGGUUGGUGUAGCAACUAAGGCAAUCUUGGAUUGCAAGCAUUUUGUCAAACAGUGGCAAUUUAAGGGCAGUAGUGAGGAUUCAUUUCUAAGGCUUGUUCUCCGUGUUAGUCCAAGUUACAAUGAGUUGAUGAAAGAGUUGACGCGACCAUUGCCACCAAGUGAUCUUCUGGUUGUCCCACAGUAUGCUACAGUUGAUGAGCUCAAGUUGAUGGUGCAGCGUUCCCUAAGGGAUACAUAUCAUCUGAUGGACAAGUUUGUUGUGAGGGAUAUACAGAUUGGUAAAAUGGAGGAAAAGGAUUACAUGGAUGGGAUAAUGUGUGGAGCGGAGCAAGGUGUGCCGGUUUGGGUUAAGGGGUGUGGGUUAGACUUGGAUACGAAGCUGAGGUAUCAAGGUGGUGCUGAUGAUUGGACGGUGGAUUGUGGUUGUGGGGCUAAAGAUGAUGAUGGGGAGAGGAUGGUUGCUUGUGAUGUUUGCCGUGUGUGGCAACAUACAAGGUGCAACAGCAUUGAGGAUAAUGAAGCUGCCCCACCUAGGUUUCGAUGUUGUAGGUGCCGUGCUGGGAAGAAGUAUUGA